AUGUACGAGGACGCGGCCAUUGUUCCGUCACCGUCUCAGGGCGGUGCGCAGAACCUGGUCGAGCUGUCACGACUGGUGCUGUCAGCCGGUGCCACAUGGCUGGCCACGGAUACGAUGAACACCACCACGUUCAAGGUGGAUGACCUGGAGCUGCAGGGAUACUCCGAGAUUCGCGUGCGCAACGCAACGAUUGCGUCGACAAAGGUCAACAUGCAUGUCGACAGCAUCAUCACGGCGGCGUCGCUCGGCUAUGCGCCAAACACGGGUCCGGGUACUGUGCAGGGCAACCGCUACGGCGCCUCGCAUGCCGGCUGCGGCGGCCGCGGCUCCACGUCUGUGACACGCUCGCAACCGUUUGGCUCCAUCUUCGCGCCCGUGACGAUGGGGCCUGGUGGAUCCACUGGGUCGCAAGGCCAGGCCGGCCGCGGCGGUGGCGCUGUUCGCAUCUCCGCGGACACCGUUCUGCUGGAGGGCCGCAUCGACGUUUCUGGCGAGAGCGUGUCUGUUGACGGCGGUGGCGGUGCUGGCGGCAGCCUGUGGAUUACCGCCACGACGCUGCACGGCUUUGGGUCCCUCGCAGCUGACGGCGGUGACGGCGGCGUGUACAACAACCUCCGCGGUGGCGGUGGUUCUGGUGGCAUCAUCUCACUCAGCUACGACGAGACACAGUCCCGCUUCUUCGGCACCAUCAGCGCUGUUGGUGGCGACGGCUUUGAGGUGGGCGCUGCAGGUAUCCUGUACACGGAACGCACCCAGGCGGAUGGCAACACGUACACCGUUCUUGAGCUGAACAAUGGUGGGCGCACGCCGCCAUCCUUCCCCGCACAGGCAGCAUUUGACUUUGACGACGUGUCACGCAACCCAGCUAUCAGCUACCUCUCCUUUGGCGACGAUACGCUCAACCUGCCUGGCACGGGUACCUUUGUGUACUCGUUUGACGAGGUGCGUGUUGGCGACGGUGCUCAGCUUGCCAUGUACCCCGCGCCAGGGCAGCCCUCUGCCCUCACGGCAACGCACCUGCUAGGCACGGGCGGAACAGCGCGCCUUGUGAUUGGCCGCGACCAGCGCGUGACGCUGCCGCCGGCCACGAGCGAGGACGAGGAGCGAGACAUCCGCCUUGACCUCUUCCUGCAGGAGGGCAGCAUUGCCGACCUGCCCGCAACCGUGGAGCUGCGCGCAACUAUGGUCUCGCAGGGCCAGCUCAACGGGCUCGAGCACCUGCUCGUGGGCAAGGACGGUGUGUGGAAGGUUGCGUCUACAGGCUACACAAGUGGACAAACCCCUGGCACGUAUGAGAUGAUGGCUGUGACGGUGAUGUACCAGGGCACAGUGAUUUCUCUGUCACCGCUCAGCACCCGUCUCGCCGUUGAUUCCUUGAAUGUGCAUUUCGGUGCCACGUACGACUUUGCAGGCAUCCCUGAGCCCACGCGUGAUGCGGCGCACGUCGACGUUGAAGAAGCCGGACGCAUUGAGGGCAGUGCUUGCUUCUGGCAUCCAAACACACAGACCUGCGGCUGCCAGGACCAGCCCAUCGACGACCUCCACUCGGAGACGGAGUGCCCCGAACGACCCGAGCGCUACUGCGAGAAGGGCCCAGACUGUGACGACUUCUUUGCAGACGUGUGUCGCGAAUCAAACUGCACAAGUGCAGACCGAUUCCAGCACACGUGCAAGGUGGAUCCGUUUUAUGAGCCCGUGUUCUCGUACGACUGGCAGCCGACGACAUGCGCGGAUCAGACGACAGAGGAUGCAUGUUUGUCGUCCAAGUGUUAUCACUUCUACGACAACGAGCCCUGUCCGACGGGUAUCAAACUGCACAAUGAUACAUCGUAUGCUGUCUACAAUCCCUGUCGCGAGGGUACGCUGAUCGUGGACGAGCGAAAUGUGACGUUCGACUCGUUUUACUACCAGCUCACCACGGAAGAAAAGCACGCUGUUCGGCAACUUCCAUACAACGUCACGCUGGUCGACGGCUCGCUUUACAGCAUUGUGCAGGGAGCAUGCAACUACUCUCGUGCCCUUGAGCAGUUUGUUGCCGGCGAGCUCAGCGGGAAUGCGUCUGCAGACGUUGCCGCGAUUUUUGAGAGUGCCGGAAUCACAAGCGACUUCUCCGCAGCCAACCUGACCGCUGACCUGCCCUGGCCACAGACGCUGGGUGACCGUCGCCUGUACAUUGGCCACGGCAGUGCAUCAGCCUGUGUUGACUCGCUUCGGCCGUGGUACACGUACAUCGAGACACGUAUCCAUGAGCAGACGUACUUCUGGAACGAGACCAUGGUUGAACGGGUCAACUACACGUACUGGAACAUGACGUACGCCAUCUCCUGCGACUACCGCACAGGCUUCACCCUCUCACCAGGGGAAAACUGCUUCUUGGAGCCGGGCGAACACGAGUAUGACCGCCUUGAGCUGCAGGGCAACUCGUACAUCACCGUGCAGCACAACGCAACAACGCCCACAGUGGUUCGUGUCAGGGAUUUGGUCACCCGCGGUGGUUCACGCAUCGUAUCAAAUGGUGUCGCGUCGAACCCCAAGGGCACGCCGACUACAGCUGGCCGUGGUGGCUUCCAUGGCGGCUUUACCCAACACGACGAUGACGUGUACGGCUCUGUGACCGCACCGCUGGAAGCGGGCGGCGCAGCGUCCAGCGGAUCAGGUGGCCUUGGUGGCGGCGUUGUCCGUCUGAUUGUGGGCGAGAAGAUGACACACGACGGCACUAUCCAAGCAAAUGGCGCAUCGGGUUCUGUUGGCGGCGGUGCAGGCGGUAGCGUGUACAUUACAACACCUAAGCUGCAUGGAGUUACGGGUACCAUCCAGGCCAACGGCGGGACCGGCACCUACGGCGGCUCUGGCGGCCGCAUUGCCGUCGAAGUCACCACCAACAACGAGUACCGCUUUGAGGGCACGCUGGCCGCAUACGGUGGUGGCAACGGUGCUGGGCCUGGUACGGUGUUCCUGCGUGAUCAGGUUGACGGUGUGUGGCGCGAUCGCGUGACCAUUGCUGGUGAAGGCUCAACCACGCUGCGCGACCCUGAGUACGGCGACAAUGUAACCGUUGCUGAACUCAUGGUCAUGGACGGCGCAACCUUUAUUGUGCAGCCAGGCGCAGUCGUCACAGCAACAACCGUGACCGGCAAUGGCGGUGGUCUCGUUGACUUGCUUGACAACAGCGAACUGCGUGUUGCUGAGUUUGAAGAUGCACGCUGCCUGGUGAACUUCAAGGUGGGCACGGGUGCUGUGCUUGACCUGGUCAACACGACGCUGUUGCUGGGCACGCGCAACCCCGCUUUGGAGGUGUAUGGCCAGGUUCUUGGCCCGUACCUCAGUCUUGGUCCAAACACACGCGCAGUUGUGCACGACGGCGCCCAGUUGGAUACGCUUGCUGUUGUGGUUGGCAAGUCGGCACGGCUUCAGCUUGAUGAAGGCGCGGUCGUCGGUACUGACGGUGAUGCCACCACUUACGUGUUGGACUCUCUGGUGCUUCAGGAUGACUCCGUCAUGCGACUGGGCACGGCCCACCCCAUUCUGCGCAUCGGCUACUUCCAAAUGGGCUACAACGCGCUGCUGGACACGCCCGACUCAGGCACGCGCAACUUCACGUUCAUCUGCGACAACGCCUUCCUCGGCAACGGCGCCAACAUCGGCCUGUCUGGCUUCGGCGAGCUUGCUGGCCCCGGUGCCGCUGGCGCUAACAGCGGCGCCUCCCACGGUGGUCCCGGCUCAGGCCCACAGCGCAGCGAGGUGACGUACGGCUCCACAAUGUGGCCAAGAUCGUAUGGCAGCGGCGCCAACGGCGUUGCACGCGGUGGCGGCGUCAUCAGCUUCCACGUUGCAGGCGAGCUGCUUCUCAACGGCGAACUUGUGGUGAAUGGCGACUCCGCGAGCACUGGCGCGGGCUCUGGCGGUUCCAUCCUGAUCGAGGCGGACGUGCUCAAGGGCCACGGGUCCAUGACCGCCAACGGCGGUCGGGUAACGGGCGCUGGUGCUUACGGUGGCUCUGGUGGGCGCAUCUCCGUGCAAACGCCCGACCAGUCCCAGUUUGCGGGUGAGUUCCGUGCUCUUGGUGGUGGCGGCUCAACGUCAGCCGCGACUGCUGGUGCGCCAGGCACCAUUUACAGGGCACAACUGCUGUUUGGCAUUCCCACGACGUCUGUCGUGUUUAAGAACAGCGGCCAUCGCCCUCAGCUGCCCACAUCCUUCGGGGCUGUUGAUGUUGACGGCAAUCCUGCUGACGUGGUGAUUGAUCGACUUGCCAUCUUGCAAGCGGCAGAGGUUUCCUUCGAGCCAGCGUCUGGUGUUCAAGGGCCACUGCCAAGAUCAUCCUGCGUCGUGUCACUGGUGAUGCAACUGCUCGCGCCUGUGAGCCGCCCGCUCUCACUUCCGAGCGCAUUUGUGGUCGAGCCCUCGGCUGAGCUGGUGCUUCCGCAGCGGGUGACAGUCCCGGGCACCUCCGUGUCGCCAACCCUGGACCUGCAAGGUCUGCUCACAGGCGGUAAUCAGAUGGUUGUCAGCAACGGUGCCACCGUGCGCUUCCGCCGCACAAGUCACACGGCCACGGGCGAGGGCGCGGGCUCAUACACGUUCAUCGAUCCCCCGGGUCAGCUGUCAUUCCGGUACUUUGAGGUUGCACAGGAUGGCCAGGUUACCAUUGAAGGAGAUGCCGAGGACGGCGCCUACGACGGCGUGCAAGGCAGCGACGUACCCUUGCAGCAGCACACGCGUGUGGCUGAUACGGCCAUGCGCUUCUCUGCUGUUGACUUUUUGCUCACUGCAGGUGGGCAGAUGGAUGCGGGCCAUGUCAUCUUCACGUCAACCACGUUCACUGUUGGCUACGGCGCUGUGCUCUCCGCCACGGGCCUCGGCCAUGCCUUUGGCCAAGGCUUUGGCGGUGGGCUCAUGCUCGGAACUGGCGGCAGCUAUGGUGGCGCAUCUGGGCCCGUGUCUGGCACACAUGUCGACGAGCACGGCUGCGUGUACUGGGCGGACCGCUUCGGCUCUGGCGGCGGCAACACUAACGGCGGGCGUGGUGGUGGUUUUAUCCGCGUGGAAACGCAGGACGCCAGCAUUGAUGGCAGAGUUGCUGUCGAUGGUGCCCAUGCUGGUGGCAGCAGCGGCUCUGGCAGUGGCGGCUCCUUCUACAUGCGUGUGUCGGACACGAUGCACGGUGUUGGUACCAUCUCCGUCGCUGGCGGCGACGCCACGUGCUCCACCUGUGGCAGCGCGGGCAGCGGUGGCCGCAUUGUGAUUGAGGUGGCAAAGACCAACCACUUCCAGGGCAGCCUGCUCACCCGAGGUGGCAGCGGGCGCCUCGGACACGGCGCAUCUGGCACGGCGUAUGUCACGUCGCAGCCCACCGGUUAUCCGUUCCGCCAGCUGUUCCUGGAGAACGCCAAGCGCGACACGGACCCGUACACGCGGCUCUCGGGCUGUGCGGGGGCCACGGCGUAUGCGUUUGAUGAGGUGCACAUGGCCGACAGCGCCAAGCUGUCGAUGACAGACGACACACAAGCAACGCUGACACUGACCAUUGUGGACCUGGUGUCCGAUGAGUCAACCACCAUCCUGGUGCACGACAGCAUGCGCGUGUUCCUCGAAACAUCGACGAGCCGCAACGUGAUUGCUCGCGUUGCUUCAAACAUCUUCCUCAGGGCACAAGGCGAGCUACUGCUUCCACCAGCGGUGCAGUUUGUUGGUCCAAGUAGCGUCAUCGCUGGUCAGCUCACGAACGCCCAGCGAGUGUAUGUGCAACCACAUGGGGUCCUGCACCUUGAUCACACCGUGCGCACGGCUCAGUAUGACGAAGCAUCUGGUUAUGGCUUCAUCAGCCAGCCGGGCGAGUUCAAGUUUGGGGCGCUGGAACUCGGCACGCACUCUCAGCUUGUGUUUGGUGGAAACCAUACACACGACAUCUCACUUGCCGCAGGCCGCCUCGUUCUUGGCUUCGCCUCCAGACUCUCUGCUCACCGACUGACUGCAGGUGUCGGUGAGCUUGUGCUGCAGCCACAGUCAGUCAUUGACUUGGACGAGCACGGGUACGAGGCUGGCGCCGGCCCGUGUCCCGGCAGCGAUGCUGUUGGCGCCGGCCAUGGUGGAUUCGCUGGUGGUGCCGGUGCUAGCUGUGCGUACGGCGACUUUGGGACGCCAGACAUGCCGGGCAGCGGUGGCUUAACUGUGCAUGGUGGCGGGCUCGUGCACAUCGUCAGCAGCCUGGAACUGAGACUCGCCGGUACAAUCACUGCCGCUGGGCAGGAUGCUACUGUUGGUGCUGGCGCGGGUGGUUCCAUCUUCAUCCAGGCAUCAAAACUCACGGGCACGGGCGACCUCGCUGCUCGCGGUGGCUCUGCUUCGUCUGCAGGCUCUGGUGCUGGCGGCCGCAUUGCCGUGGUCGUGGACACGUUGUCGCAGUAUGCCGGCGAGGUGUACACGUCUGGCGGACACGGCAGCAACGAUGUCGGCGCGCCAGGCACCUUCCACUUUGUCAACGCCCGCCUUGGGUCAACAGAGGUGUCCCUGCAAGUUGACAACGAGAACGGCGCGGCGCACGCUGACACCCCCACGACCGUGAUUGAGCAGACUGGCAUGACAGACUUUGUAUUUGACCGCCUUGACAUCUUCGGUGGCGCCCGCGUGGAGUUUGUGGGCAGCAGCCUCCGUGCCGUGGAGCUGGGUGGUGACAAGACGGGUCACCUGCUCGUUCAGAAUGGACAGAGAAUGUGGGUCGCUUUCAGCACACCGCGCAGCACAUUUCGACUUGUUGUUGCCCAUGACUUUACGGUUGACGAAGGUGGCGAGCUGAUUUUGCCUCAGUCUGUUGCUGUCAUUGGCCACGCUCUGCAUGUCAAUGGCAAGCUCACAAACGCCAACCGCCUCACUAUUGGUGAGGGAGCAACGGUCGUGCUUGGUGAACGCAUGGUGAAAGCGUCUCUUGACGAAUCAGCAUCCACAUUCAACGAACCCGUGUACAACAAUGUCGACACGCCCAACGAGGUGACAAUUGACGAGCUCGAGCUGCUGUCCGGCUCAACUCUCUCUACAUUCGCUGGCGGACCACUGACACUUCGCGCUGGUGCGAUUCAUGUCCGCACUGGUGCGACCAUCCACCAGGAACACCUAGAGCUCGACGUCGGGGUAUUGAACAUCGAGCGUGGUGCAUCCAUUGACUGCAGUGGCGUUGAGACCCAGGUGCAACCCGGGCUCUGCUCGCAGUGCGGUGCUGGCCACGCCUCACACGGCGGUGUCGCAUCCGAUGUGCAAGCGCCAUCCGCGUACUUUGGCACGUUUUAUGCGCCCACGACAACGGGCUACCGCGGUUCGCAGGGCGGCAACGGCGGUGGACACAUCUUCAUCCAGGCCAUUGACGUCUUCGUGGACGGCGUGCUUGCAGUGGAUGGAGCAAGCGGCGGAGGCUCUGGCGGCUCCAUCUUGAUUGAAGUUGGGGACGAGCUGCGAGGCACGGGUGUCAUUCGUGCUGAUGGUGGCAACGGCUACACCGGUGGCAGCGGCGGCCGCGUUGCCGUCCACGCUGCCUUUGACCUCCAGUAUUCAGGCACCAUGCAGGCGCUUGGCGGCACUGGCACGGCUGGCCUGGACGCCGCUCACGGCGGUGCGGGCACCGUGUUUGUCGAAGAUGUUGCACUGGGUGGCGCGGUGCGAACCGUGCUCACCAUCGACAACGCAAACCAUGGCCACAAGCAAGUGCAUGAGAUUGACCGGCACGACGUGCACCACCUCAACUUUGCUGAGCUCAAGGUGGUUCGCACCGGCAUUGUUCGCGUGCAUCCCGCCGUGCAGGGCAUCAUGGUUGACGUUGAGAAGCUCACCGGCGACAGGACCACAACGAUCCACUGCUUCGCCAACCAGACGUGGAUCUUUGACCCUCACGACCGCCGCGUGCAGCCACCCGUCGACCUCACCAUGGAAGAGCAAGCUGAGUUUGUCUUCGCACCCCACUUGUUAUAUGCAGGAACUCGCACGUUUGAGUGGCGAGGACGCGUUACAAACGUCAUUGACCUCGACUUGACGCGCGGUACCACGCUUGAGGUGUUUUUCUCAAGUGAGCGUGCAACUCGCAACCUCACGUCUUGGGAGACGCUGACUGUCGAUGAGCCAGGCACGCUCAAGUUUGCCACGCUGAACCUGCACGCAGAGUCAAAUCUCAAGUUUGAGGCUGGAAUGGGCAUGCUGGCCAACAUUGAGGCGCUCGACGCCAAGUUUGGUGCGCUCAUCGACGCCUCCUUUGUCGAUGUGACAAUUCCGCUGAUUGACAUUGAGGCGGAAUCCACCUUGAGCGCUGCAGGACAUCGCCAGCUCGGCGACAGCCCGCGUGGCGCUGGCAGCUUUGAUGGCACGUCGGCCUCUGGUGGCGGCCACGGCAGCCCCGGCGGUCGCGGCAGUCAGAGCGUUGCUGGUGGUGCGCAGUACGGUGACCUCUACCUUCCAACGCAGACGGGUUCUCGCGGUGGCAACAGCGGCGGCUACGGUGGCGGAUGGAUGAAGCUGAGCAGCGAGUAUGUCGUUGUUGACGGCCUCAUUGAUGUCAGUGGCCAGGACAGCGUGCCCACGCGCGUGUCUGGUGCUGGCAGCGGCGGCAGCUUGCUCAUCUUCACCGAUCACAUCACGGGCUCGGGUGACCUCAACGUGAACGGUGGUCGCGGCCUGGGUGCCCGCCAGGGCGGUGGCAGUGGUGGUCGCCUGGCCAUCCACGUGCCAGAUGCGCCCGUUGCUUUCCGUGGUCGCUACCUGGCCUUUGGUGGCAGCGCUGCGGGCUCUGACACCUCCCUGCGCGGCGGUGCAGGCAGCGUCUACCUGGAGGACAAGCGAGCUGGCAAGGUCUUCCGCCAGCUGCGCAUCGACAACCAGGGAUGGGACGCUCGCGCCUACGUCGUUACCGAGGACACUGUUGGCGCCCCAGACAAGGCAUACACGUUUGAGCAGGUGCACGAGGUAAACAGGCUCUCAGGCGGAUGGAUGAAGCUGAGCAGCGAGUAUGUCGUUGUUGACGGCCUCAUUGAUGUCAGUGGCCAGGACAGCGUGCCCACGCGCGUGUCUGGUGCUGGCAGCGGCGGCAGCUUGCUCAUCUUCACCGAUCACAUCACGGGCUCGGGUGACCUCAACGUGAACGGUGGUCGCGGCCUGGGUGCCCGCCAGGGCGGUGGCAGUGGUGGUCGCCUGGCCAUCCACGUGCCAGAUGCGCCCGUUGCUUUCCGUGGUCGCUACCUGGCCUUUGGUGGCAGCGCUGCGGGCUCUGACACCUCCCUGCGCGGCGGUGCAGGCAGCGUCUACCUGGAGGACAAGCGAGCUGGCAAGGUCUUCCGCCAGCUGCGCAUCGACAACCAGGGAUGGGACGCUCGCGCCUACGUCGUUACCGAGGACACUGUUGGCGCCCCAGACAAGGCAUACACGUUUGAGCAGGUGCAUCUUCUGCGCCGCGCCGCCAUCACACUCGCACCCGGCAGCUUGAACAACGUGCUGACGGUCUUUGACUUUGAGAGUGACGGCGACGGCCUCGUUCUGGUCGGUCCAGGGCACCGCAUCCUGAGCGAGGUGCAUCCAAGUGAGCCAAGCGUGGCCAAGCCGCCGGUGAACUUUGUGCUGCGCAACGGUGGUGAGCUCGUGCUUCCCGAGCAGUUUGAUGUGAAGGGCAACGGCGUGAUGGUUCACGGCGAUGACGAUGAGCGUGUGGCCGUUGACUGCAACGGCACCAUCAUUGGCGCACCAGAGCUGGUGCUGCUGCGCGAUGUGCAGAUGCGCGUGCGUCGUGGCUGUGUGUUCUCGUUCGAGGAGGAGGGCCAACUCCUCUACUCAUCCAAACCGGGCGAGGUUCAGCUUGUUGAGCUGGAGCUGCAGACGGGCGCACACCUGUUCACAGAGCCUGGACUAGGCUUCCGUGCACUGCUUGACACGCUCUCGCUCAAGCCGCUCUCCCGCAUCACCGCAGACUACUUUGAUGUGAACGCGACGACCGCCCACAUCACCGCCGGUGCACGCCUCUCUGCCAGCGGCUUUGACCGGCGUGGCGUCGACGUUACACAGGGCCCGAGUGUGGGCACGUCUGCCUCCACGGGCGGCUCUGGCGGCGGUCAUGUCAACAAGGGCGGCGCUUCGAGUACCAGUGAUGGUGGCAGCGCUUACGGCUGGCUGUAUGCACCAACCACGCCCGGCUCGCGUGGUGGCGACGCCACGUCCUCAGACAUGGGCGGCUUUGGUGGGAGCACCAUUGUCGUGCGCACAGACACGCUCACGCUUGACGGCGUGCUCGAUGUCCGUGGUGAAUCGCCAAGCUCCGGUUCCCUCGCGGGCGCUGGUAGUGGCGGCUCUGUCUGGGUGCAAACGCAGCUGUUGUAUGGCGACGAGGAUGGUGUGCUCGAUGUACGCGGUGGCACUGCCGCUGCCUCCUCUGCUGGCUCUGGCAGUGGUGGCCGCGUCGCGCUGUUCUUUGAUGAGACGCAGUUCCGCGGCAGCAUGAACACGCACGGCGGCUCCGGCACAUCCCCGGGUGGUCCUGGCAGCGCGUACCUGCGCCACCAGCGCACCGAGUUUGAGGUGUGGGAGACGCUUGUCAUCGACAACAACAACCACGGCUGGGACGUGGACUACGAGCUUGGCGAGCGCGACCAGCUUGAGUACGAGUUCAACGAGGUGCACCUCGUCAACCACGCCGCUCUGCGCCUGACCGAUGCAGCACACAGGCUUGUGAUCAACAAGCUCAUUGGCGACUACACGGGCUUUGUGCAUGUGGCGGAUUCGGACUACGUUACGGUCGAUGUGAUCCCCUUCCGUAAGUCCACUGCCCGCACCCCCGUCAACUACCUGGUUGAUGUGGGCGGUGAGCUGGAACUCGCAGACACCACGCAUCUCGUCGGCGACACAGACGCUGGUGCGUGCUUGGCACUCAACGGCACGCUGAUUGGCGUGACUUCACUCCACCUUGCGCCUGGCCGCGAAAUGGAGCUGGGUGUCAACGUAUCAACAGCAUUCUUUGUGAAGUCGAGCACAUCCACGCAGCCAACCUUGCAACAGACAGCAGCAGGCACGCUGGA
This is a messenger RNA of Salpingoeca rosetta, 11039 nucleotides long. RefSeq lists its product as uncharacterized. The annotation marks the transcript as partial. The transcript has 2 exons. Lineage: Eukaryota; Choanoflagellata; Craspedida; Salpingoecidae. The record is from RefSeq and is a predicted model, not a curated record.